AUGACUUUCACCGCGAGGGCCUGGCACGGUGCCGGCAACGGAGCUCUCUUCGCCCAGAUACAACCCCGGAUACCCACCGCGUCGCCCGCGAUAUCGCGUUCUUUUACAUCGUCAUCCAAAUCUCCCAUCCUCUCGCGCACACGAAGCCUCAUCCCGGCGCCAACGCCUUCACGGCCUGCUCUGACAGGUCUGACGACGGGUACUACGCGGAACAAUGGCCUCGACCAACCGAUCCGCUCUUUCUGCGCGUCAAGAGCUCUGCUCGAGGCCAAACAAGAUGCGAAACCACCAGCAAGGCCACGAAAAUCAUAUAAGCAGGAGAUGGCGGAGAAAGGCGUAAUGAACGUAGAAGAGACCGAAGGCGAAACAGAGGACACGGGUUUUGCAAAGUCAGAGAAGGCGACCGCGGCAGCGCAGGUCAACCUGAGCGCAAAGCUCUCGAAGGAGGGUGCGACUGCAGGCAACGCUGGAGGAAUGAAGGAGAUGUGGCGCCUGAUCAAGAUUGCGAGUCCCGAAGCAAAGACGUUGGGGUGGGCGUUUGUUUUCCUGCUCAUGUCGUCGGCUGUAAGCAUGUCGGUACCUUUCUCUAUUGGCAAGAUUUUGGAUAUUGCAACGCAGCCCGAAGGCUCUAAGGAGCUGCUCUUCGGAUUGGACAUCAACACUUUCUACGCUGCCUUGGCGGGUGUGCUUGCAACGGGCGCUGCCUGCAACUUUGGUCGCAUCAUUAUUCUCCGAGUCGUAGGAGAGCGCAUUGUUGCCCGGCUACGAUCUCAACUCUAUCGCAAGACCUUUGUCCAGAACGCCGAGUUCUUCGAUGCGAACAGGGUCGGCGAUCUCAUCUCUCGUCUCGGAUCGGAUACUAUCAUCGUUGGAAAGGCCAUCACGCAGAAUCUGUCAGACGGUCUCCGCUCUAUUGUGGCUGGUGCCGCUGGUUUCGCCAUGAUGGGCUGGGUGAGCUUGAAGCUCACAGGCAUUCUCGCAACUAUUGGUCCACUGGUAGCAAUCUCCGCGUUCGUUGCUGGACGGCAAUUGCGUAAUCUCAGCCGAAAGAUCCAGAAGAACCUUGGUACCUUGACUAAAGUUGCUGAAGAGCGCUUGGGCAAUGUCCGCACGGCACAAGCAUUCGCUGGUGAAGUUCAGGAAGCUGGACGCUACAACCGCCAAAUCAAGAGGAUCUUUGCGCUCGGAAAGAGGGAAGCCUAUGUUGCUGCCACCUUCUUUGGUGUCACUGGUCUCAUGGGCAAUCUCACUGUCAUCGCUGUACUUUACGUCGGAGGCGGUAUGGUCAAGUCUGGGGCUAUCACCAUUGGUGAAUUGUCAUCGUUCCUAAUGUAUACCGCCUACGCAGGGUCUAGCAUGGUCGGCCUUUCUGGCUUCUGGGGUGAGAUGAUGAAGGGCGUUGGAGCUGCCAGCCGACUUUUCGAACUGCAGGAUCGCAACCCCACAAUUUCGCCCACAAAAGGACUGCCCGUCAAGUCUGCCAGAGGCCCGAUUGUUUUCACGAAUGUUAGCUUUAGCUAUCCUACGAGGCCUGCCGUUCCCAUCUUCAAGGAUCUCAAUUUCCGCAUUGAACAGGGUACCAACGUUGCCAUUGUCGCACCCAGUGGAGCUGGCAAGUCUACAGUAGCUAGCUUACUGCUCCGUUUUUACGUACCAACCGAGGGCACUAUCACGAUUGACGGACGAGACAUUACGACACUGAAUGCGAAGCAGCUGAGGAGAAAGAUCGGCUUCGUAGGACAGGAGCCCGUCUUGUUUUCUGGAACGGUUGCCGAGAAUAUUGCAUACGGUGUUCCUAACGCUACUCGCGCUGAAAUUGUCGCAGCCGCUCGCAAGGCUAAUUGCCAAUUCAUCAGCGAUUUCCCUGAUGGUCUCGAAACUCACGUUGGUGCACGUGGUACUCAACUCUCAGGUGGUCAAAAGCAGCGCAUAGCCAUUGCGCGCGCCCUCAUCAAGCAGCCUGAUAUUCUCAUCCUCGACGAAGCUACGAGUGCUCUGGACGCUGAAUCCGAAACUUUGGUCAAUCAAGCAUUGGGCAAGCUUCUUCAGGAGAAAAAUACUACGAUUAGUAUUGCGCAUCGUCUCUCGACUAUUAAGCGAUCCGACCGCAUCAUUUGCAUUAAUGCCGACGGGCAGGUUGCCGAGGAAGGAACAUAUCAGGAGCUCUCCAAUAACCCCGACGGCGCUUUCAGCAAGCUCAUGGAGUGGCAAUUGAGCGGCGGAGAAACAAAACCUCACAUCAAUAGCCCAAAACCCACCGAGGUAGAAGAGAUCGAGCAGGAGUUGGAGGAUGCCGCAGAGGAAGAGGAAGCUGAACGAGUGAAGAGAAACACGUAG
Messenger RNA from Didymosphaeria variabile, 2337 nucleotides. It is a transcript of the gene MDL1, whose product is annotated as ATP-binding cassette permease mdl1. Gene Ontology annotation, biological process: transmembrane transport. NCBI's taxonomy places the organism in Eukaryota, Fungi, Ascomycota, Dothideomycetes, Pleosporales, Didymosphaeriaceae. The record is from RefSeq and is a predicted model, not a curated record. Gene Ontology annotation, cellular component: membrane. The coding region runs from base 1 to 2337 and encodes 778 amino acids. The transcript is spliced from 2 exons. Gene Ontology annotation, molecular function: ATP binding; ATP hydrolysis activity; ABC-type oligopeptide transporter activity.